Messenger RNA from Protopolystoma xenopodis, 1044 nucleotides. NCBI's taxonomy places the organism in Eukaryota, Metazoa, Platyhelminthes, Monogenea, Polystomatidea, Polystomatidae. The record is from the annotation of a GenBank genome assembly.
AUGCCGGCCUGUCUGCGCUGCAGCAGUCCGAUGCAACCACCCGUCGCAUCUGCCCAAGCGUCGACGGGAUCCUUCGGUCUCGUCGGCCCGACCGACGGUUGUCCGGCUCGAGUCCCACUGGGCACCGUCGCGUCGGAGGCCUUGAGUCCCGGCCUCGGACGGCUGUGCUCUGCCUGCCUGACGGAAGUGGACACUUUCCAUCUUCUCACGCAGCAGCGCUACGUCACCGGUCUUCUCCAUCGCAACACCGACUUGCCCGAAGACCGGCUGGCAAGUCUGAGUCUGGCCGGCUCGGCGACGGUGACCGGAAUCGCGCAACCCGCCAGUCCGACGCGCCUCGAGACGGCCGCAUCUGCUGAUUCGCAACGCAAUGAGCCGUCUGCUGUACGUCGGUUGAGACGGUCGCCAGAGGCUGAGUUGUCCAACGCUUCGGAGCCGUCGUCAAGCCGACCGGGACUCGUGCCUGGCGCCUGGUGUCCGCCGACAGGCGCCACCACGUCGGCGCCGGGCAACGGCGACUCGACGGAGGACGAGUCGUUGACCGAGCCGUCGGGUUUCGAGCUGCAGGCGCGGGCUCGAGCGACGGCGACGGCGACGGCGACGGGGAGGGCGAGGGCGAGGGCGAGGGCGAGUCGUCUUGUCAACGGGCGUGCUCUGCCCAGUCUGCCUGAUCAGGCGGGCGGGUAUGUGGAUCUUUUCUGUGUUAAAAGUCUCUACUACCAACCGGCCGGCGAGGGCGUCGGUUUCUCGGCGACCCGGCGGCUCGACCUGAACAGCCUCUCAGGCUUGGGCAAUGUGGGCUGCGCGGACGGUCACGCCGUCGACUUGACCGGAGCCGGGGCUGAGGCGGCUGAUGCGUCGACGAUGGGCAGACGAGUCGCUGACGGCGUCAGCUCGAGGCCACCGCCGACAGGGGCCGGCUACAACGGCAGAGGCGGCCGGUCGCUGUUGACGGGCGGUAUCGGCGACUUCUGUUGCCUUAGCCUCGUCUAUGGAUUGGCCAAUGCAGACAAUCGGGUUAGUGAUGCACUUCGAGCCAACUGA